Molecule: messenger RNA, 5848 nt
Organism: Stylophora pistillata
Lineage: Eukaryota; Metazoa; Cnidaria; Anthozoa; Scleractinia; Pocilloporidae
Product: intercellular adhesion molecule 5
Biological process (GO): homophilic cell-cell adhesion; synapse organization
Cellular component (GO): plasma membrane; axon; neuronal cell body
Molecular function (GO): axon guidance receptor activity
Source: RefSeq, a predicted model, not a curated record
GGAAAGGCUGUAGACUGCAAUAUGUUUCCCGGAAUGAUUAAGGAAAUUAAGGUGUUUGGUGACUAUUUAGAUGCCUCCUUGUUAUUUCUAACCCAGUCGUCUUACUGUUUCGCUGAUGCACUGAACUCUUCACAAAAAGAGCAAGUCAUGCAAAAGGUGACAUCGGCAGAGUUCCAUGGAAAACUGUUUAAAACUAUUAAGAAAGCAGUCAUUUUAAUGAAUCUCAAUGUUGUAAGAUUUUGUCGCGGCCUUCAGCUAAUUUUUUUUAUCGCAGCAACAGUUCGUUUGGUGAGUCCCACUGAUUCGCCAUCUUCUGGUCGAGUGGAAGUGCAUCACAAUGGUACAUGGGGAACCAUUUGUGACGACUCAUGGGACUUACAGGACGCUGAUGUAGUCUGUCGCCAGCUUAGAUACGAUGGAGCUUUAUCAGCUCCAGGUAAUGCAACAUUUCGACAAGGAACUGGCCAGAUAUGGCUGGAUGACGUUAAUUGUGUAGGAAAUGAGACGCUGAUAGAACAGUGCAGUCAUGGAGGAUGGGGAGUUCACAACUGUGGACAUAAUGAUGACGCUGGAAUUGUGUGCCGACCUACAGCUGUCCGUCUGGCUAAUUCCUACCAUUCGUCACAUUCCGGUAGCGUUGAAGUGCAAUACAAAGGUGUAUGGGGAACCAUUUGUGAUAACUUAUGGGACUUAAAUGACGCUGAAGUAAUUUGUCACCAGCUUGGAUACGAUGGAGCUUUACUUGCAUUUCGUAACGCAGGAUUUCAACAAGGAACUGGUCAGGUAUGGCUGGAUGACGUGCGAUGUGUGGGAAAUGAGACAUCAAUAUCACAUUGCAAUCAUAUCGGAUGGGGAAUUCACCGAAGCUACUGCCGGAGCAGUCACGGAGCCGGUGUAGUUUGUCGACCCUUAGUUCGUUUGGUGAGCCCCAGCAAUGCACGGUCUUCUGGUCGUGUUGAAGUAUGGUAUAAUGACACUUGGGGAACCAUUUGUGACAAUUCGUGGGACUUACAAGACGCUGAUGUAGUUUGUCGCCAGCUUGGAUACGAUGGAGCUUUAUCAGCGCUCGGUGAUGCAGCAUUUGGACAAGGCACUGGCCAGAUAUGGCUUGAUGAUGUAAAAUGUGGAGGAAAUGAGACAGUGAUAGCGCAGUGCAAUCACAGAGGAUGGGGAGUUCACAGCUGUGGACAUAUUGAAGACGCUGGUGUGGUGUGCCGAUCUGCUGCUGUCCGUCUGGCUAAUUCCUACCAUUCGUCACAUUCUGGUAUUGUUGAAGUGCAAUACAAAGGUGUAUGGGGAACCAUUUGUGACAACUCAUGGGACUUAAAUGACGCUGAGGUAAUUUGUCACCAGCUUGGAUAUGAUGGAGCUUUACUUGCAUUUCAUAACGCAGCAUUUGAACAAGGAACUGGUCAGGUAUGGUUGGAUGACGUACAAUGCGUGGGAAAUGAGACAUCAAUAUCACAUUGCAAUCACAUAGGAUUGGGAAUUCACCGAAGCUACUGCCGGAACAGUCACGACGCCGGUGUAGUUUGUCGACCCUUAGUUCGUUUGGUGAGCCCCAGCAAUGCACGGUCUUCUGGUCGCGUUGAAGUAUGGUAUAAUGACACUUGGGGAACCAUUUGUGACAAUUCGUGGGACUUACAAGACGCUGAUGUAGUUUGUCGCCAGCUUGGAUACGAUGGAGCUUUAUCAGCGCUCGGUGAUGCAGCAUUUGGACAAGGCACUGGCCAGAUAUGGCUUGAUGAUGUAAAAUGUGGAGGAAAUGAGACAGUGAUAGCGCAGUGCAAUCACAGAGGAUGGGGAGUUCACAGCUGUGGACAUAUUGAAGACGCUGGUGUGGUGUGCCGAUCUGCUGCUGUUCGUCUGGUUAGUUCCUUCAAUUCGUCAAGUUCUGGUCGCGUUGAAGUGUUGUACAAAGGUGUAUGGGGAAAAAUUUGUGGGCACUCUUGGGACCUUUGGGACGCUCAAGUAGUUUGCCGCCAGCUUGGAUUCGAAAGAGCUUUAGCAUCAUUUUAUAACGCAGCACUUGGGCCAACAGAUCAAAUAUGGUUGGAUGAGGUGCGAUGUGGGGGGGACGAGUCAUCGAUAUCAGAGUGUUUGCACAUUGGAUGGAGAGAUAACGAAUGUCCAAAUAAUUACGGCGCUGGCGUAGUAUGCCAACCCACAGUUCGUUUGGUGAGUCCCAGCAAUUCCUUUUCUUCUGGUCGUGUUGAAGUGUGGUUCAAUGGUACAUGGGGAACCAUUUGUGACAAUUCAUGGGACUUACAGGACGCUGAUGUAGUUUGUCGCCAGCUUGGAUACGAUGGAGCUUUAUCAGCACCUGGUAAUGCAACAUUUGGACAAGGAAUUGGCCAGAUAUGGCUGGAGGAUGUUAAAUGUGCAGGAAAUGAGACACUGAUAGCAGAGUGCAGUCACGGAGAGUGGGGAGCUCACAACUGUGGGCAUGUUAAAGACGCUGGCGUAGUGUGCCGACCUGAAGCUAUUCGAUUGGUGAGUCCCAAUAAUUCGCCGUCUUCUGGUCGUGUUGAAGUGUUGCACAGGGGUACCUGGGGAACCAUUUGUGACGACUCCUGGGACAUAAGGGACGCUGAAGUAGUUUGUCGUCAACUUGGAUAUGAUGGGACCCUAUCAGCAACUGGUAAUGCAAACUUUGGACAAGGAACUGGUCAGAUAUGGCUUGACGAUGUUCAUUGUGUAGGAGAUGAAAUUUCGAUAUCGGACUGUUAUCACCGAGGAUGGGGAGUCCACAACUGUAGGCAUUACGAAGAUGCAUGCGUUAUGUGCCGACUCACAGCCAAACCCAAGAUUCUAAAUCUGCUUUGUCCAAGCUCUCUACUUCUUGGAAGUAACGUAACUCUUUAUUGUUAUGUGACUGGUAAUCCUUCUCCGAACAUUACUUGGAUAUGGGAAGACACAGGAGAUGUUCUUAGUAGGAGCGAGGAGCUCACUUUUUCAGCUGUCAAUCGUAGCCAAGCAGGAAAUUAUCAAUGUCUGGCGUGGAAUGGAAUUGGUAACAGCUCCAUCAGAACAUGUAGCCUGGACGUGUAUUACGAACCUCUGGUUCUAAACUUAGAGUGUCCACCCUCAAUUAAUGAAGGACAUGAUGCGACUCUAACCUGCAAAGCAAGUGGAAAUCCUCCCCGGAAUAUCACCUGGAUAAGGAAAGACACGGGAGGUGUUCUUGGUACCAACGAACAGCUGACUCUUACAGGUGUGAAUCGCAGCGAAGGUGGCAUUUUUCAGUGCUUGGCGUGGAAUGGAAUUGGAAAUAAUUCCACCAGGUCGUGCAGUGUGGAUGUUUAUUUCGGACCCCAGGUUAUUAACAUGCAUUGUCCGAGCUCACCAGUUCUUGGAAGUCGCGAAAUUUUUUUUUGUAAUGUGACUGGUAAUCCUUUUCCGAACGUUACUUGGAUAUGGGAAGACACAGGAGAUGUUCUUAGUAGGAGCGAGGAGCUCACUUUUUCAGCUGUCAAUCGUAGCCAAGCAGGCAAUUAUCAAUGUCUGGCGUGGAAUGGAAUUGGUAACAGCUCCACCAGAACGUGCAGCCUGGACGUGUUUUACGAACCUCUGGUUCUAAACUUACAGUGUCCAACAUCAGUCGUUGAGGGAUAUGACGCGACUCUUCUCUGCAAUGCAACUGGAAAUCCUCCCCCAAAUAUUACCUGGAUACGGAAAGCCACAGAAGCUGUUCUUGGUACCAACGAACAACUGACUCUAACGGCUGUCAACCGUAGCAAAGCAGGCACUUUUCAAUGCUUGGCGUGGAAUGGAAUUGGCAAUACCUCCACCAAGGCAUGCAGUCUGGAUGUGUAUUACGAACCUCUGGUUCUCAACUUAGAAUGUCCGACAUCAAUCAUUGAGGGAUAUGGCGUGACUCUUAACUGCAAUGCUACUGGAAAUCCUCCCCCAAGUAUUACCUGGAUAAGGAAAGACACGGGAGGUGUUCUUGGUACCAAAGAACAGCUGACUUUUACGGCUGUGAAUCGCAGCGAAGGUGGCAUUUUUCAGUGCUCAGCGUGGAAUGGAAUUGGCAACAACUCCACCAGGACAUGCAGUCUGAAUGUUUAUUUUCAUCCACAGGUACUUGACAUACAUUGUCCAACCACGAUAGUUGAGGGAAGUAAUGUAACUCUUCACUGUAAUGCUGGUGGAAAUCCAUCUCCAAAUAUCACUUGGAUAUUGCAAGAUACAGGACAUGUUUUCGGUAGAGGCGAAAAUCUUACUCUUACAAAAGUUGAUCGAAGUCAAACAGGGACUUAUCUGUGUCGUGCGUGGAAUGGAAUCGGCAGCAGUUCCACCAGAACAUGCAGCCUAGAUGUGUAUUACUUGCCAACUAGAACAAGCAUGACUCCCAACCUAAAUGGUACUGUCGUGUUAGCUGGAGGCAGCUUGUUCCUCAACUGCACCUCAGAUGCUAACCCUGCAGUUAAAGAGUUUCAGUUGACUUUUGGAAGUACCCUUAUCGCCACUAGCAGCUCUGGGAUGUUUAGCGUUACUGUGAAGACAUUUGGAAUAUACAAGUGUUUCCCUGUAAAUGAAGUCGGCUCAGGGGACAGUGCUACAGUCAAAGUCACUGUUCUCGAUGCUCCUGGUUUCCCGGUCUUUGUAAACAGGACCGUGGACACAAUCACUAUCAGUUGGUCACCAAUUUAUCUUCAAUCUGCUACAUAUACCGUUAACAUAAGACCUGGAGAAGAAACAGCGUGGAUGAACGCAACGUGUAAACAGACAAUUUGGAAGAAUCAGUGCACAGUGACCGACACAGUUGCGGAAGUUGCUGGCCUCGAAGAAGACUCUCUGUAUCAUUUUAGAGUUUAUGCUAACUACAGAGGAGUCAGAAGUGACGGCAGUUUAUCGUCAGGAGCCUUCAGAACAGCAGGUGAUGUGCGAUUAUGUAGUUUCAUGAAUUCUUUCCGAGUAAAAGAAGCUGCUUCCUUGUGUGUUGUUUUCAGUUCAUCAUACACUUUUUUCAGAAAUCAUGAUUUUAUUGGAAAGAAGUAUAAUUAAAACGUAGCAUUCAGAUUGAAUGCUCUGUUUUUCACUUAUAGUUCCACUAACUUGUCAUUAGUACAGAUAUGUAAGUAUUUGCUAAUUAAAUGAAUGGUUAGUUAGCAAUGCUUAAGAGCCUUAAUAAUUUCACGUAUAAAACGCACAGAAUAAAGAAAUAGCCAAGAAGUGUUUUAUUUCUUUAUCAUUCAUCAGUCAAAUAUAUCCUUAUUUAUUCAUCAACAACACAAUAAAGAUAUAUCAUGACGCUAGUUACCUUCGCCUUUUUGUUUACUUAAGGUAGAAGUUUUACCUUAUCUGGACAUCACAGGCCUGCUUGUUUUAUCACUGGCACUUACGAUAGCAAGGGCUGGUCACGGCUCAACCAGCUGCAUUGAACGUUUUCCCAGUGCGCGUUUGAUUGUCGAUAUUUGGGAAACCGUCAAUUGCUAUAAACGAGCGGGGAGGUUUCUCUUUCAGUUUCCUCUUUUGUUUUUCAGUCCUGGCUGAACUGGCACUUGAGAAGAUACGUGUUCUGUUUGUACUGUAUCUCAGUGGAGGGUGGAGAAAUGGAAAUAUCUAGCAACGGUAGGUGUGGUUAUGUUGAAGUGAUGAGCUACAAUCAUAAUAAUAAGUAAAGUAAGCAAAGCCCACUCAGGAGCAUGUGGCUCAUCGGUCCGACGAUUAACUCCGGUUUCCGUAGCAUGAAGCGACUAGGAGUAUUUCUACUCCCCCCUGGAUGGGAUGCUAAUCCAUCGCAGGGUUAUCCCCAGUCCCACUAACUACUAAGUCCUACUACUACUACCACUACUACUACUACUACCACUACUAAGUCCUACUAACUCGCCAUCUUCUGGUC